CAAAAUCAGUUUCAUCAAAUUAUAGUGUCUGCUUUCUGUAUAAAGUAAUUCUCACUGCCAACGCGCGUAUCGCCGUAUACAGAAUACAGCACGCAUACGUUGAACGGAUACACGGAUACAGACUACGGAGUACAUGCACAUAUUGCACCGGUUGAACAUUCCGCGCUAUUACUGUAACCCACAAUUAAUGAUCUACACUUGCAGUAUCUGCACAGCUGUAAUUCAAAUUCUGUUGCCAGCUCUUCCAGUCCCAGAUUCUACGACAACACACUACAGGAUGCUCGCACGCUUCCGGUGAAACGGUAUAACUGAUUAUAAAUUCACUGGUUUGGCAGCCUGGUUGUCGGCAGCCAGCUCAUAUUCAGCUUCGUCAUCCCCCUAUCCUUUCCUUUCGCCAGCAUGAUCCUUUCAUGGUAUCUUGUGGUCAAUAUCAUGGGAAUCUUCCACACAGUGCAUGGUGCGGGGUAUCUGUACGGGCCGAGCUUCUCGCCUUUGGCGUCCAGCGGCAUGGGUGCCUACAUGCAUCCCAGUUACCGCUACGGCUAUCCCAGUCCCAUGUUCAGCGGGAUGGGAAUGGGGCCCAUGGGAGUGGGAGGAAGCAUGGAUGCGCCCGGCUUUCUGGCCAUGGGUAUGGUCAAUCCGCUCCUCGGCGACUGGACGGCCAAGAAUUCCGCCUUUGGACUGGGAUAUGGUUUUCCUAUGUAUGGUUAGCACUGCAGACUACUGUCAACAAACCCGUUCGACUGCUUGAGCGACAACUAGUGUUUUGCGGCCUUUGAGCGCGGACAUUUGGAAAAGUCUGCGCCACGCGCCACUCAACGCAGGAAGCCUAAAUAAAUUUUUAGAGGACAAGUGGUUUUUAUCUUCUUGAGUCGAAUCGCUAUGAACGUCACUCACUACUCAGUAGUAUCUCGUUGAACACAGUAGUUGAACAGUGCAUGUAAUCAUUCUAAUCAUGAAUCAUCUUUCUACCUUUUUUUUAUUUCACGAUAAAGUCCAGUCAAUGCAAAGCGAUAAGUUAAAAAUCGGUCUUAAUCACCCUUCAGAAUUUGUUGUGCGUAUAAAGCAUCCCAGCAAGCGAACUGCGAUAUGUACCAAGUUGCACAAUCCUGCCGUCCAGAAACAGUUACAGAAAAAGGAUCUUGAAAGAAAGCAUAAUUUUGCCGUCAGCUAAAGUACUGUGUUAUCUGUAGUGCACAAUCAAACAUGCAGAAACAGGUGCGGCGUAAAACUGAACUAGUAAUUUUCCAGCAUCGGCGUCUCCCGUGAAAUCUCCAUAUCUCCGGAAUAUACGAGUAUCAUGCGGACCCUCGA
Paramacrobiotus metropolitanus is the source of this 1314-nucleotide messenger RNA. RefSeq lists its product as uncharacterized. The record is from RefSeq and is a predicted model, not a curated record. The transcript has 3 exons. The coding region runs from base 400 to 711 and encodes 103 amino acids. Lineage: Eukaryota; Metazoa; Tardigrada; Eutardigrada; Parachela; Macrobiotidae.